GAUUGUUAGAUUGAUGAAGAAGCCGUGAGGGCAGGUGAGACGGGCACGGCGUGUGUGUGUCGAGACUCAUUCAUACAACGUGUCUGUGUCAGCAACGAGAGAAUGUCUGGCUGACACACCGACACACACACGCUGUAUGAAUGAGUCUGGACACAACCACGACAUCGAUCCAUUCGAACCGUCACAAGCCCACCACUUUGCAUCCAUACACCCAGGAAUAGAACAGUCGUCAGUCCGUCUUUCCACCAGCUGUACACACACCUACACCUUUCGGUGCACCAACCAAUGCAUUGCAUAUAUCCCCAUUCAAUCAGCUCGUCUUCACCUUGCCCUCCCCGCCUCCCACCCACCCCCUGCCCCUCUCUGGCAGCAUCAGCACCAGCACCACGGCAAACAGAAACGGCAAGUACACGAACCACACCACCGCCAUGCUCAUGCCCUCCACACACCGAUAGUCCUGAGCCAUGCGAUACACCGCAAACAGUGGCCGCUCGUGUGGCAAAGGGCUGGUCUGUUGAGCGACGGCCUCCCCCACUUGCCGCAGCCAGGCCAGCAGCCGUCUUGGCCCGUACUUGGCGAACUGCCGGGGCACAGAGUGCGACCAGACGGACAGCAGCAGUGAAGCCACUGAAGCGACGCUGUGGCCGAUGAGACGGAUGGCCUCGUGACGGAUGUGCAAUACCCAUUCUGCCAUUGUGCUGCCGUGGGCAGCGCCAUCUUCCUUUCUGUGUGACAGGUUGGCGUCGAAGAGUAGCAGCCAUGUGAGCAGCAGAUAGCGCAGGACGAACAGAUGGCUUCGUCGCAGCCGAGGCCGCCAUUUCCACCGCCAUCUGCCGCUGUGCUGCGGGGGCGAUUGGGCGGUCGUCUGUUGCUGCUGUGGCGCAUCGAUGAGUGAGGUAAGAGGCUCCACCAGCAGGAGCGGCGGGACCACUAAUGGCGUCAAGUACACUGACGCAGCCCAGUUGUACACCUGAACAAAAGGGAAGGGGGUCGACACCAAAUGAAUGGAUGGAUGGAUGGAUUCGGUUUGGCUCGCUCACCGUGAGUGGUGCCAAUGUGAGAAUGGCCAUCGCCCUCGCCACACUCUUGACGCACAUCCACAGCGGCGGCAUCUCACGGAUGCUCGGCUGCCCUUCACCCGUCGCUUCGUUCCCCUUUGCCACGCUGUCGCCUUUGGCUGGCUGGCGUGAUGAUCGUGGCUGUCGAAUGAGCGCCUCACUGACCAAACAGAUGAGACCGACGGCGGCGUAGCCCAUCAGCGCCACCCACACCCACACAGACGCCUUCUGCAACGCACAGCACAGCACAGCACACGGUGAGUGGUGCGGUGCCGUGGAGUGCAGCCUCUCGAUGCACUGGCCUUUCUGGCCAUCCGCACUUGGCGUUUGUCGUGUGCAGCUGCUGGUGUGCAUGAGGGGGUGAGGGGGCCUGCAUGCCUCCAGCGAAGGAGGGAGGGUGCUGAUGUGAGCAGACCCCCAAUGCCCCAAGAUGACAGCUGGUCCACAAGACCACUCUGAAGAAAAGACAAGGGCCAACCUGCAAACCGAAGUUCCCCGCUUUCUGGCUGUGUGUGACCGAUCUCACCUGUGUGGCGAGUGCAAAAGACGUGAGGCUGCCUGUGAUGAGGCCCGAGAGCAUGACGGUGGCGCCAAGCAUCACAGCUCCCACGUCACUAAACACCCUACACUGAAACGUCUGACGACCAAACCAGCACCAGACAACACAGACAAAGCCAUCCAUCCAUCCAUCCGUCCAUUGGCUGACCGCUGCGGCGAGCGGCAUGAGCAUGCCGAACACGGGGUAGAGGUAGAGGCCCGACGACACGUGGCUGUUGGGGCUGGUGAAGAAGUAGAAGUUGAAGGAAUGGUGCAGCGCCUGCAGGGCGCUGCUCUGGCAACGCAAGAUGCCCUCCAACGAGCUGCAUAGACACGCACAGCAUACACACAGAGAGAGGGAAGGGGAUCAGUGCACAUGGAUCUUACCCGCCCAGCUGAGUGAGUUUGGGCUGGCCGUUGCCGCCCCGAGGGUUAGACGAGGCCACUGCGGUGAACGCAGGGAUAGCACGCCUGACGGCAACAAGGGCAGGAAGCAAACAAGUCAUUGCGUGAUGAUUCUAGAUGCGUGUGUAUGUGGAUGAAGAGCUAACUGCAGGAAGGCCGAGUGGAUUCGGUCGGCCCCGGCAUCGGUGGCCAUUCGGUUGACGGAAUCCCAGGCCUCUCUAGGCUCCGCGCGGAUGCCGUCCUGCUUGGCCUCUAUCGCAUAGGCGUUGACCAGGUCCUGGUUCGGCUGCAGACCGUUCACACCCUCUGCACACAGACACACAUACUCAAGACCCAUUUAGUUGCAAAUGCUGUGCGUACCGAUGUCCAGUGUCACGGCGACUUGGUUGGGGCGGUGCUUGUCGAUCUCGAAUAUGACGGCCUGGCGCAUGAGGCCCCUGCGGGGAAAGGGCGCCUUGUCACGCAGAUAGCCGUCAAGGAACGCACGGACGCCUGCAGACAAACCCACACAUAUCCAUCCAUUCCUCCGCUGUGCACAGCCGUCUGCCUGUCUGUGUCUGUCUGUCUGACCUGCGGCGUAAGGCAGCGUCCGGUCGGUGAAGAUCACAAUGACGUCACGCGCAAGCCACUGAACCGUCUGCAGAUAGUCCGCCAGUGCGAGCCCCAGUGCGGGAGUGGCCGUGUCGUCCCUGUCACGCCAGUCCGAGGCCAUGACGAGCACGAUGCUCUCCCUCGAGUCGCCACGAGCAGACGGCACCACUGCCACAACUGUCGUGCCCCGCACCUCCCCAUCGAAGUAGCUCCAGCUGAUGUUGUAGGCUGGCAGGCCCGACCGCUCAAGAGCCGACUGCAGCUGCCCCGCCACACCACCACCACCACCACCAGCAGUAGCAGCAGCAUGAGACGAUGACCUUGAAGAUGAUAUGUCAGCCGUCGCUUCUUUUAGCUCUUGCCUCAUGGCGCCCAGCUGCCGGCUGCUGUGCGAUGUGAUGAAGCCGUGCUGUGCAUAGCCCGGGACGAGGCCGUGCUCUUCGAUGACUGUUGGUCUGUCGAAUGCGUCGAACAUGCUGAGCCAGAUGGUGCCUGCGAGGGCCACCAGGAGGGAGAUCUGCCACAGACGGGGCGCCAAGAAGGAGGCCACGCCGUCGCGGACAACACCCAUGACUUCAACAGACGAUUGCUUAAUGCGCUGAGGCCAUGGCCCUCGGUGUCACGCGGGGCCCGCGGCGCAGGUCCAUCAGCUCGAGCGCUCAGACUGG
Messenger RNA from Vitrella brassicaformis, 3259 nucleotides. The record is from the annotation of a GenBank genome assembly. NCBI's taxonomy places the organism in Eukaryota, Vitrellaceae.